AAUUCACAUCGAAUUUCAUGUUUCAUCUGUGUCAUUGUUCUGAAUGAGUUCGGAGUGAAUUGUAAAGAAUGUUGAAGAUUAUAUUCUAUCAGUGUUGUAUUGUCUUCGUGGUUAUACGUGGCUCGGAAAUAACACAGUUAAAUACGCCUCGCGUGGACUUUUCACAUUCGAUUUAUUGGGAUGAUGAUACACAAAGUUUAUAUUUUGUAAACUUUUUUACAUCAGACAAUCAAUCGUCUAUAUAUCGCUACAGUACUCCAGAUGAAAUUUUGUAUUCGGCAUACAUUGAAGGAGUGACAUCACCAGCAUUUAUCAUCCCCACUAACAAAAUGUGUAAAAAAUGUAACAAAUGCAACAAACAAUUCUUUGCCGUUGGAGUCGGCAGCGAUGUAAUAAUUAUCAAGUGGAACGGACGAUCAACGAAGGCCAAAGUUAUUAAAACCCUGUUUACUGUUGAUGACACAUCUAUGCGGUUUGAUAUAGGAGUUGCAGAUAGCAAAGGACGCUUCUAUGGAGGAACCCUUUCUCCCAAAUUUUGUAAUUCCAAUCCGUCUCGUUCAUUUUAUAGAUUCAUCAAAAACAAAGGCGUCGAUCGUCUUUUUGGUAAUUUACAGUCAACAUCAGGAAUUGUCUUUAAUGAACAUCUAAAUAAAAUCUAUCACUUGGAUUCAUGCCAAUUAACUAUCAGUGGGUUUGACUGGGACCCGAAAACAGGAGACAUAUGCAACGGCCGUGUGGUAUUUAAAUUUCCAUUAAAUGGAAGGCCAAUGAGUACUUAUUUCCCUCUUGGAUUGGCAAUAAACUCAAACGGUAUGCUAUUUCUGGCUGAGCACUACACGAGUGAAGUUUGGGAAAUCAAUCCAUGGACAGGCGAUGUGAUUGAUAUCAUCAAAUUACCUGUUUCUGGUGCCGUUGGUCUUACAUUUGGCGGUCCUCAACAUAAUAUUUUGUAUGUUAUUGUUAUGCAAAAAAUAAUUGACGUUCUAGGGAAUGUUGUUGGAGAAAGAACAAACGGAACAUCAAUUUAUGCAAUAACUGGAUUAGGCGAAUCAAAUACACACACUGCACGCUUAGAUAUUGACUAAAUGGAAAUCUUCCAUUUAUAAAAACGAAAUAUUAAUUAUUUGUUUUUGUAAUUCAUCAGAGUUGAAAAUAUCUUUUUAUAUUUCUUUGUUUUGUUGAUGCAGACAUUGAAUUGCUUGAAAAACUUUGCUUUAAAUAAAUCAUUGGAUUGUAAUUUUUGAGAUUUAAUAAAAUAAAUAAUUUAAAGGCAA
This is a messenger RNA of Contarinia nasturtii (swede midge), 1274 nucleotides long. Its product is annotated as regucalcin-like. The coding region runs from base 69 to 1085 and encodes 338 amino acids. Gene Ontology annotation, molecular function: gluconolactonase activity; calcium ion binding. NCBI's taxonomy places the organism in Eukaryota, Metazoa, Arthropoda, Insecta, Diptera, Cecidomyiidae. Gene Ontology annotation, biological process: L-ascorbic acid biosynthetic process. The record is from RefSeq and is a predicted model, not a curated record. The transcript has 5 exons.